UCCACCAAUGGACUGAGGCCAGUUAAUUUUAAAAACUUAACGUAAACUAAGAUCGUGUUAGGUACUCGCGAUGUCUCGCGAUUUGUCUACUCUAACCUACAAAACAUAAGAAAACGUUCCAAAGCACGCGUCUUCGUGAAUGACACGAACUAUAUGACAAUGACCUACGUAUGACCAAAUACAUGAAGUUAACGGGACCAAACGGGCUGACAUACUGUUAUGAAAUUCAAGUUUUGUUCGGACGGCGACUGCCCGCUGUGGGCGCUGGCGGCGCUGCACGCGCUCGGCAGCCUGCCCGCCGCGGUGUUCCGAGCGGUGCUACAACAUAUCGUAGACGAGCUGCCUGAAGACGGAAUCAUGGAUAUAUUAAAGGAUACUAGUUUAUCGUCCCGCGAUGAAUCCGCCAGAGCGGCAGCAGCCAUCCGGUGGGUGUUGCGGCAAACCUGGCGCGGCGGCUGCCCUGGCACCCAGCUGACUCGUGAUCUCCUGGUGCUCGGACUGCCGAGGACACACGCGUCAGCGCUGGCUGAAGCGGCAGACAACGGCCGGGAGGCGUAUGAGGCUAAAAUACAGAUGAGUGGAUUCAUGGUCAACAGGCUGACAGACGUAACGACCAGCCCCGGGCCCGAAGGUACAGUGGACACAAUAAAGCUGUCGCUACACUCGGACGACGUCACCGGCGAACGUACACAAGACACCGUGCUGGUACACAAGUCGCAGGUGACGACCCUGCUUAAGGAGUUGAAGCAGGCUUAUCUAAAAAUUGAAGAGUUGGAUGGUGUGAAAUAGAUGCAUACAUUUAUGUAUUUAUACUAAUGUAUUCGUUUAAGAUUAAGCUAUAUUUAUUUAAAGGCGUCGUCAGCUCCACUACUUAAUUCCUUAUUACUGAACAUAUUGUUAGAGAAAUGAACUCUUGGUAGUGUUUGAAAUAAGUAAAAGCUAUAAUAGAAUGUGUGGUUUACUUAAGUCGAAAUAAGUGUGAUAAUGUGGGGUACACUUUUUAUCGGUAUCUACCUAAUGCUGUACCUAAUAAAUAAUGAUUUCGCUCAUAUGAAUAAAACGGCAUUCCAAA
Messenger RNA from Leguminivora glycinivorella, 1072 nucleotides. It is a transcript of the gene COMMD4, whose product is annotated as COMM domain-containing protein 4. The transcript has 7 exons. Bases 220 to 789 code for a protein of 189 amino acids. NCBI's taxonomy places the organism in Eukaryota, Metazoa, Arthropoda, Insecta, Lepidoptera, Tortricidae. The record is from RefSeq and is a predicted model, not a curated record.